Messenger RNA from Ziziphus jujuba (common jujube), 2556 nucleotides. Its product is annotated as wall-associated receptor kinase-like 6. The record is from RefSeq and is a predicted model, not a curated record. The coding region runs from base 241 to 2469 and encodes 742 amino acids. Gene Ontology annotation, biological process: cell surface receptor signaling pathway; protein phosphorylation. Lineage: Eukaryota; Viridiplantae; Streptophyta; Magnoliopsida; Rosales; Rhamnaceae. The transcript is spliced from 4 exons. Gene Ontology annotation, cellular component: plasma membrane. Gene Ontology annotation, molecular function: ATP binding; polysaccharide binding; protein serine/threonine kinase activity.
UUCUUUCUUGAUCAUCAUUUACAAGAAUUAAAUCUAGGUAACCAAAUUUAAAUCACCUGGAAUUCUGUUAUUAUUCGCUAGUCAUUGGCUUUUUAUACAUUUACUUCUUCAUGAAGCAGUAAAUUAACCAAGGUGCAAAGAAAUUAAACGUUUCACUUUUGGAUCUAUAUAUAUAUAUAUAUAUAUAUAUAUCAUCGUAACUAAAGAGGAGGAGAAAAAGAAGAAGAAGAAGAAGAAGCUAUGGUUGGACAGGUAAUGCUUUUUCAUAUUGUUUUGCUUUCAUGGCCGAUCAUUCAUACGGUAGCAUUAGGAGGAGCCAUAGCCAAGCCUGGUUGUCCUUCGGAUUGCGGAAACAACGUAAGCAUUCCCUUUCCUUUCGGGAUCGGAGCUGGCUGUUAUGUUGAUGAAUGGUUUGAAAUUGUCUGCAACAACUCCGCUAAUAGACCUUUCCUGAAACGAACCAACCUGGAGGUGCUCAACGUUUAUACCAGUGACUAUACUACGUCUUCAUCGGGACAAAUCUCAAGCAGCAAGCUCAAGGUCAGAUACCCAAUAAGUUUCCAGAAUUGCACAGGCAAAGAAAGCCAUAAACCUGAUUUAAACUUGACAGGAAGCCCCUUUAUGUUUUCGGUGACCGACAACAUAUUUACUGCCGUUAGUUGCGACGUUCGUGCCACUAUGUCUUCAUCGAAUGUGGAAGGAGCAGAAAUUUCAGCAGGGUGCAAAUCCAUCUGUUCAAAUUCAACAAAUAAUAAUAAUAGUAGCUGCAAUGGCCUGAAUUGCUGCCAAACCACCAUUCCUUCUUUUGUGGAAACCUUUACCACCACUUUCGAAACUACAGGCACAGAUAGAGAUAAAGCAUGCAAAUAUGCAUUCAUGGUGGACCAAAAUUGGUUUGGCUCGUCAAACACUAUGAAUUUUGUGGACAUUGGAGAUAUGGACGAUGUUCCUGUGACUCUUGAUUGGAGCCUACAUUAUUCGGAAAAUGAAAUUUUCGGAACAGAGUUUGCCGCUAAAAACUCAUUGACCUAUAGUUGCUAUGAAUCCAAUUCUACCUUUUCAUUUAUAAUUGGAAAAUUCCUUGUAUGUCAAUGCUUUCAUGGCUUUGAAGGAAACCCUUAUCUUCCUGGCGGAUGUCAAGAUAUCGAUGAAUGCAAAGAGCAUUCUGGAUUUUCGUGUGGAAGCGGUGCAACUUGUGUGAACACAAUUGGAUCGUUUCAGUGCCAAGGUCCAAAAGCCAAUAUGUUAGCCGUAGGUUUCGGCAGCGGUUUUGGAGCGCUGUUUCUACUUAUUGGUGCCUGGGGCUUAUACAAAUUCAUCAAGAAAAGGAAUGACACAAAACGCAAGCAAAACUUUUUCAAAAGAAAUGGUGGUUUACUCUUACAGCAACAAAUAUCUUCUGGGGAAGUCAAUGUUGAAGCAAAAACACCGUUGUUCGAUUCAAAAGAGUUAGAAAAAGCCACUGACCAUUUUAACGUAGACCGAAUUCUUGGUCAAGGAGGACAAGGCACCGUUUACAAAGGAAUGUUAACAGAUGGAAAAAUUGUUGCUGUGAAGAAAUCUCAAAAAGUUAAUGAAAGCAAAGUUUCGGAAUUCAUUAACGAAGUUGUCAUUCUUUCCCAAGUUAACCACAGGAAUGUGGUUAAACUACUAGGAUGUUGUUUGGAGACCGAAGUUCCUCUUCUCGUAUACGAAUUCAUACCAAAUGGUACACUUUACCAAUAUAUUCAUGAUCAAAGUGGGGAAUUUCCACUCACAUGGGAAACGCGUCUACGUAUUGCUACAGAAGCCGCAGGAGCUCUUUCCUACUUGCACUCUGCAGCUUCUUAUCCCAUUUUCCAUCGAGACGUAAAGUCCUCAAACAUACUCUUGGAUGACAAGUACAGAGCAAAACUAGCAGAUUUUGGAACUUCAAGAACAAUUAUCAUUGGCCAAACACAUCUUACUACAAUGGUACACGGGACUUUUGGUUAUUUGGACCCUGAGUAUUUUCAAUCAAGCAAGUUUACUGAGAAAAGCGAUGUUUAUAGCUUCGGUGUGGUUCUUGUUGAGCUUUUGACUGGCCAAAAACCAAUUUGUUCAUCAAGGAUAGAAGAAGGACAAGGUCUAGCAUCAUAUUUUAUAAUGUACAUGGAAGAGAAUCGUUUGUUUGAAAUCAUUGAUGAUCGAAUACUUCAGGAAGGAGGUAAUGAAAAGAUAAUCACGGCGAUUGCUAUUCUUGCGAAAAGAUGCUUGAAUUUGAAGGGAAAGUAUCGACCUACAAUGAAAGAAGUGACUAUGGAGUUGGAGGCCAUUUAUAAGUCGGCAAAAACUUCUUCUGUGCAUCAGAAUUUCAAUUAUGAUCAUCAAGAAGUUGAAUAUGUUAGUACUGGAGUAACCGAGCCCUGGGAUGCUUCUUUUUCAAUUGGUUCAAAUGUGCCAAGUUAUACUAAUUCAUCAUCAGAUGUUGUACCACUAAUGUCUUCCUAAUAAUUAAUUUGUUGUGAAUUAUGAACAAAAGACCUUUACUUUUGAAGGAUCUAAAUCCUCUAUUACAAUUUUUCCAUCCUCAUUCAU